AAAGCUGGACAGGUACAAAUGCGAGAAGUCUGCUCGUCAGGUCCAUACCUGCCUGCUCCUCUGCUCCUCUGCAUUCCUGAAGACAUGAAAGGCACAAUGCUUCUUGUGGGACUUCUUGCGCUCUGCAUGACUCCUGGUCUGGCUGAAUAUAACAUCAACGUCAACGAUGACAACAACGUUGCUGGGAGUGGGCAGCAGUCAGUGAGCAUCAAUAAUGCGCACAAUGUGGCCAACGUUGACAACAACAACGGGUGGGACUCCUGGAACGCCCUCUGGGAUUAUCAGAAUGGCUUUGCUGCAACCAGACUCUUUGCCAAGAAAACAUGCAUCGUGCACAAAAUGAACAAUGAGGUCAUGCCCUCUCUGCAAACCCUUGAUGCUCUAGCCAAGGAGAAGGGUAAAGGAUCAGGGGGCCAGCCUCCAAAGGUUCUGAGGUACUCUGUCAGCUCUAACCAAGUUGAUGAUCUGAACAAAUUUGGACAAAACAUUGCUGGCAUGUGCCAGGGGCUUCCAACAUAUGUGGCUGAAGAGAUUCCAGAAACAAACCUGGCUUUUUACUCAGAAAAGUGCUACGAUGCUAAUAUACUCUGGAUUCUGAACAUUUCCUUCUGUGGAUCAACCAUUCAAAGCAAAUAAAAAUUAAAAAAAAAAGGGAAGCCACUCAGUCAUCUAAGUCAUCAGAGUAUGCUGUGUUGGAAGAAAAACAUAUGUUUUGAUUAUUUUUGUCAUGUCAUUCUGGUAAUGUUUUCUGCUAGUCAAUUGGAUUUCUUUAAGGCUCAAUAAACCUAUUUAGCACUGCAUUUGGUU
Molecule: messenger RNA, 807 nt
Organism: Octodon degus (degu)
Lineage: Eukaryota; Metazoa; Chordata; Mammalia; Rodentia; Octodontidae
Gene: Gkn1
Product: gastrokine 1
Exons: 6
Coding region: 19-636 (205 amino acids)
Biological process (GO): regulation of cell population proliferation
Source: RefSeq, a predicted model, not a curated record